Messenger RNA from Alligator mississippiensis (American alligator), 705 nucleotides. Its product is annotated as olfactory receptor 14C36-like. Lineage: Eukaryota; Metazoa; Chordata; Crocodylia; Alligatoridae. The record is from RefSeq and is a predicted model, not a curated record. The annotation marks the transcript as partial. Gene Ontology annotation, biological process: G protein-coupled receptor signaling pathway. The transcript has a single exon. Gene Ontology annotation, cellular component: membrane. Gene Ontology annotation, molecular function: olfactory receptor activity; G protein-coupled receptor activity.
CCCAUGUACUACUUUUUGGCAAAUCUGUCCAUCCUUGACCUUGGAUCCAUCUCUGUCAUUGUCCCCAAGUCCAUGGCCAAUUCUCUCUUAAACACCAGGACCAUUUCCUAUGCUGGAUGUGUGUCCCAGGUCUUUCUCGUCUUCCUCUGCUGUGCAACUGAUCUUGCCUUCCUCACCAUCAUGGCAUAUGACCGGUACAUUGCCAUCUGCAAGCCACUGCAUUAUGAGAUAAUUAUGAACAGGAGAGCUUGCAUCCAGAUGGCUGCCUGUGCAUGGGUUGUUGGUGCCAUGUACUCUGCAAUGCACACUGGGAACACCUUUAGUCUCCCCUUUUGCCACUCAAAUACCAUCAACCAGUUCUUCUGUGAAAUACCCCAGCUGCUCAGGCUCUCCUGCUUUGGCACAUACCACAGAGAGCUGGCAGCUCUUGCCUUCAGUGUGUGCUUAGGUUUAGGCUGUUUUGCUUUCAUCGUUGUAUCGUAUGUUCAGAUCUUCACCACGGUGUGGAGCAUCCCCUUGGAGCAGGGCCGGCAGAAAGCCUUCUCCACCUGCAUUCCCCACCUUAUCGUGGUUUCCCUGCUUCUUUCCACUGCCGGCAUUGCCUACACGAAGCCCAUCUCUGACUCCCCGUCCCCUCUGGAUCUCCUGGCGGCUGUUCUGUAUUCAGUGGUGCCUCCAUUGAUGAAUCCGGUCAUGUACAGCAUG